ACUGCAGAUCGCCCUUGGUUGCUCUUGGCUCAUGGGUUCAGCCGCACUCUCCCACUAAGACUUGGGGGUUGCUGGGAUCAGACUGCAACACGGUCGGACACCACUCCGAGUAGUGGCCGCAGGCGAGUAUGUAAAACUUGCUUCGGUUGGCCCAGAAGUCUAGCACUCAUUAAUGCUGCGGAACUCCACCCAAUGAUGUCUGUUUUUACUCUGGCGCUCUCAACAAUGUACAUAGAGGGUGCCACGUUUGUUGAUUCGCGAAGCGAAGAAGCUGCGCAAAUAGAGUAUCUUUUUUUAUGUUGGACAUAUUACGGUGCUUAGGUUGUCUGGCAUCACUCCGAAUCUCAGUAUAAAACCUACUUCAACUAACGGCCGCCAAUUGCCCGCUCCUCGUUCUGCAAUGCCUUUUGGUCGGCUCUCUAGGCUGUCUGCUCUCGCAGUUGUGGCCUGUCUCCCGUCUGCCCUAGGCUUCCAACCAGGAGCUGACUAUGGUGACUACAAGACCACCAACUUGUACAACUGCUCGGGCUCCUUCCACACGUCCAAUGUAACUGUCCCGAACAGCGCAGAUACGCUGCCCCAGAUCCAGCCUUUCUCGGCCUCGGGUUGGGAGCACUGGGACUUCUUCAGCCACGGAACAUUCCCGAUCAUCUUGAGGUGGUCUCAAGGAGAUCAGAGCAUGAGCAAUACGUCGCCAUCCGUCGGAAAAAUUGAUGUGCUGAUUUGGAACGUCAAUGGCACGAACGUCCAGUCUACCCUCGCUGGUCCGCUCACCUACAAGAGCGGGGGUGUCAACGAGAUUAUGAUCGGGACGAAUUCCUUCAAGUGGGACAGCGCUGCCCAGUGGUUUAACGUGACUCUGCGGGUGAACGGGUACACGCUGGUGCUGAAUACCUUCUCGGCGAUGUUGGAUAGUUUCCAUCCGAAUGUUGGGUAUUACGAUGGAUUGCUGAGUAACGUUGGGGAUCCCGCUGUGUAUGGUUCCGUUCCAGUGCCUCGUGGACACUCUUCUGGGUACCUGGCGACGCCUGAUCUCCAGAACAUAAGCCUUGAUGCACUCACCGUCUUGCAGCAUACGUUCUCCCAACAGGCGUUACCCCCCUACAUCAACAAAUAUAGCACUGCAGUUGCUUGGGGAUACAGCAAGAGCUUUUACGAUACCCAUAUUUUCUAUCAAAUAGAAGAAGGCAAUGGAACGGUCCACGAAGCCGCGUAUCUGGGACGCGCUAUACCCUUCCCUGGCUCAACGGAUACGUUCGAAAGCACCUCCGUGACCUAUGCAGUGACAGAUGACACAGCUCUCUACCAACUUUCCGUCAAUCCUGUCAUGGGAAUGAUUAACGCGUCGUUGCCUGGGUGUCCCGCGACGAACAACAUCUCGUACGCGUUUAAUCUGACCACGGCGAAUUCACUUGGGAACUUUACGGACCUCGGAGGUGGUGUGACGAUGUACUACGCAUUGAAUGGGUCGACGACCGCUCCAUUCAACGGAAGUGCAGUGACCGGGUUCAUCGCCGGCGUAUUCCAGCUCUAUCAGGCUCCUGCUAAGCAGAGCUCUUGAGGACUUUUUUGUGAACAAUGGAUUUGUGAUAGACUUUUUACCAGAUCGCGAUCACGUGCUGCGCUCUUACACCUUUCUUUGACCCAC
Pisolithus orientalis is the source of this 1648-nucleotide messenger RNA. RefSeq lists its product as uncharacterized. Bases 401 to 1561 code for a protein of 386 amino acids. NCBI's taxonomy places the organism in Eukaryota, Fungi, Basidiomycota, Agaricomycetes, Boletales, Pisolithaceae. The transcript has 4 exons. The record is from RefSeq and is a predicted model, not a curated record.